AUGUCUUCAGUUUAACAUUACUUAAUAAGAAAGUCUAUAACUGUAAACAAAAAUGCCAAUAUUUUUAUGACUUAACAUGAAAUUGAUUAAUAAAGAUUAUAUAGAAAUGGAAAGAUAGUUCCUUAUUAUAUAGUUGGUAAACCUGAAAUAAUGGAUAAAAAAUUAAAUAAUGCAUCAUAAACUGAAGAUUCAUUAACAAAUACAAAAACUAAACCUAUAUUUUAUAAAGAAAAUAAAUCCAAAGUUGCAUAAAAAUUACAAAAUAGAGUUAUCGAGGGGGAUGAAUUUAUUAAAAUUGACAUGGAGCUUUUCUAAGUUGAAGAUGAAAUAAAAUAACUGCAAAUUUAAUAAAAAUUUAAACUCCCCUUAUCAACUUUAGAUCCUGCUAAUAUAGCAUCUGAUGAUAAAGAUAAUAGAAUCAUGAAAUCUUUUGAUUAAUAAUAAAUAAGUUGGUAAGAAAGAAUAGUAUAGUCAGCAUAAAGAUGUAAAAGACAUAUUUCUUAAUCUAUUUAUAAUAAAAUUUAAGUACAAAGAGAAAAAAAUGAGGAUAGAAAAUUAUUGGAUUUAAUUUAAACAGAUGCAGAAAGACAUGGUAAUAAAUUAUGGGUAAUAAUUAUAUUUACUUAAAGGAAAGAUAAUUAAGAUCGAGUUCAGAAGUACUGGAAACAAACCAAAAAAUAAAAGCUUAAGGAUUGGAAAUUAUAAAAUCAAUGAAUAGUUCAGGUUUUUAUAAAAGGCCGAAGAGUUUUAUAUAAAGAUUUGAAGAAAGAUAGGAUAAAGUAAAUGAAUUGACAGCAAAAGGAAAUUCAAUUUAAAAUUUAUAGGUAGACUAAAUAUUUAUUGAUAGGUAGAAGGAUUGAAUUAAUUGGCUAGAGAAACAUUAAGCCUAAAUAAAAUAAUUAAAGAUUAAAAGGAACUAUAAUAAAAUUUAAUAAAAAAUAAUUCAUCUAUUGAUCAAAUCUCUUAAAGAAGGAAACAUAAAGCUCCUUUUAAAAAGUUAGUUCCUGUAGAAAAUUUAAAUUCUUAACAAGAUAUCAUAUCAAUAAACUAUGAUAAAUAAUUCUUGAGAUAAUAAGGAAAAUUGGACAUUUGUAAAUAAUUUUUCUGA
This is a messenger RNA of Paramecium pentaurelia, 1108 nucleotides long. The record is from the annotation of a GenBank genome assembly. Lineage: Eukaryota; Ciliophora; Oligohymenophorea; Peniculida; Parameciidae.